Sorghum bicolor (sorghum) is the source of this 1399-nucleotide messenger RNA. RefSeq names its product protein synthesis inhibitor II. The coding region runs from base 130 to 1041 and encodes 303 amino acids. Gene Ontology annotation, molecular function: rRNA N-glycosylase activity. Gene Ontology annotation, biological process: negative regulation of translation. The transcript has a single exon. Lineage: Eukaryota; Viridiplantae; Streptophyta; Magnoliopsida; Poales; Poaceae. The record is from RefSeq and is a predicted model, not a curated record.
GAGUAAUAUAUUUUUAUUUAGAAGUCAAUGAACAUGUCAAUGCAACCUGGAUGUGCAUAGCCGAGCGGAUGCAGAGCUGACCCAUUCCUCUAUGCUCGCUCGCGGCUAGCUGUCACAACUUCUCGCGCCAUGGAGAAGGAGAAGCCAGCGUUCACGGCGGAGCUCGACGUGUCCCGUGGCUCGUCCUACGGCGGGUUCAUCUCCGGCGUGCGCAACCAGCUCGUGCGUCACGCCCGCGCGACGCGCCACCUGGAGCUCGUCCUGCUCCAUCCACAAGAAGAGGACCCCAAGAAGGCACCGUGGUUCCGCGUCGCGCUCCGGUGUAGCUCCUCCGGGGACUCGGCGGUGCUCCUCCGGGUACGCACCGACAACCUCUACAUCUCCGGCUACCAGAGCUCCGACGGGCGGUGGUGGGAGUUCCGGGGCGGCUCGGUCAUCGACGCCGCGACGGAGCUCGCCUUCACCGACAGCUACGAGAGCAUGGGGAGAGCGGCCGGGUUAGAGCUGGAGAGUGUCACCCUUAGCAAGAAGGAUCUCGAGGCCGCGGUGGGGCAGCUCGCGGCAGCGGCUGGACGACGACCCAGCGCCGGCGGCGCCGGCAGCAGUAGUCAGCAGGAUACCGCGAGAUCGCUGAUGGUCGUCGCGGUGAUGGUCUGCGAGGCCAUCAGGUUCAGGAGCGUCGCCGGCGCACUGGCGCACGUCAUGUGCAACGCCGCGCGGUUCGGCACGCUGCCGGCGCACAUGGUCGCCCAGGUGAAGAACUGGAGCAGCCUGUCCGAGUACUGGCUCGGCGCCGCCCUCUACGGGCAGAAGUUCCUGCCGCUCGUCGGGGCGGCCGACGGCAGCCAGCAGCGGUGCGACCACAUCCCGCGCCACCUGCUUGCGCCUGUGAAGAUAGACUGCCAGGACCACGCCAUGAUGGCGCUCGGUGUCGCGCUCAACCGGCAGAGGCCGUUGCAAGACAAGCACAGGAAGGCGCUCGACGACCAUUGGCGCGCCGUGCGCGCACAAGCACGCAAGCUCGACAGGGAGAGGACUUGAUUCAUUGUUGGUAUGCGCUGCACUGUGGCCUGUGGUCUUGGAAAAUGUUAGACAUGCUACCUUUUCAUGUCGUCUGGUGUGUGUAUCAGAAUUCAGAAAGGAAAUAAGCUUAUGCACAUGAGGAAAAAAAACCCUCCAAUCAUGAUAGCGUUACAGCGUUAAAAUGUAAUUGAUACCUUAUAGCUACCAAAUGAACAAGUUUCUGUCAAUCGUUUUUACAAGUAUUCCUGUACAGGGCUACAGGCAGGCACAUGCCCACAACUGAUAGUCUGGUAAUUACAAAGAAGUUCAUUCGCUCACAUUUCGCAGCAGGCAGCCAUAAGCCCAUAACUGAUACAUCAUACAACCUUUUUUAAAA